AUGUCCACAAAAAACACCUUCAACACCAUCUUACGUUUCUUCUUAUCAUUUAUAUUCAUAUUCCAUACAACAGCCACACCCUCUCCCACAGCCACACCCUCUCCCACACACAUCCACGACAUCCUCUCCGAUUACGGUUUCCCAAAGGGCAUCCUUCCCAACAACAUCGCCCUCUACACCAUCUCUCCAUCUGGUUACUUCACCGCCCAUCUCGAAUCCCCCUGUUACGUUCACGUCUCCGAUCGAUUAUUCUACUACCAUACCCUCAUCACCGGAACCCUCACUCACGGUACCCUUUCCGGCUUAUCGGGGAUCCAGACCAAGAUGCUUUUCAUCUGGCUCUCUGUCCAUAAGAUGGAAGCCGAUUCACGCUCUUCCAUGCUUGAAUUCUCCAUCGGAGCUUUGUCCAAGAAAUUACCGGCGUACCAGUUUCAAAAUGUCCCCGCGUGUUCUUCCGAGGCGGGUUGA
Molecule: messenger RNA, 468 nt
Organism: Vicia faba (fava bean)
Lineage: Eukaryota; Viridiplantae; Streptophyta; Magnoliopsida; Fabales; Fabaceae
Source: the annotation of a GenBank genome assembly